Molecule: messenger RNA, 5034 nt
Organism: Pseudoliparis swirei
Lineage: Eukaryota; Metazoa; Chordata; Actinopteri; Perciformes; Liparidae
Gene: tecpr2
Product: tectonin beta-propeller repeat containing 2
Exons: 27
Coding region: 477-4433 (1318 amino acids)
Molecular function (GO): protein binding
Source: RefSeq, a predicted model, not a curated record
GAGAUAAUGAGUUGUAACUGGUUCUCUUCCUCUUCUCAAUCAAUCAGCCCAGUCCGACGAAGAGUCUGUAUUCCAGGUUUUACAACCAGUUUCACCGAGUUUCCGCUUCCGGCCGUUCAUUUUUUUAUGAAUUAAGAAUGAAGAAAAUGAUCCUGAGAGGAAGAAAGCAAAUACAAUUUCGGAGACAGAAACUCUGGUUUAGUGGAAAUAAAAACAUUUUAAAACGAGAAAACGUAUUAAUAAAGGGUGCAGUAGCUGUCAGCAGGGGGCGCGUUUGGCCAGUAUCCGCGUGCUGUCAGCAGGGGGCGCGCUUUGUUGACAGCAGCUCAGAUCAACAUGUAGGCUAUCAGACAGACGACAGGGCGACGUCUCAGCUCCAGAACAGUAUAAUAUUAUGACAUUAUAACGUCAUAGCAGCAUAACACCCGGGACCUCAGCAGCAGCUCUCAGACAAGCUGAGUCCUGUUGGCAGCAACAUGGCGUCUAGCCCGCCUUCCGUCCUGAGAGAGUACUGCCCCCUCUACUACCUGCUGAGUGCCAUCCCAGCCAAGGUGCAACGGGGGUUCCGGUCCGUCCUGGUCUACCUGACGGCCCUGGACAGCAGCAGCGACUUCCUGGCGGUGGGCAGCAGCAUCGGCAUGCUCUACUUGUACAGCCGUCGCCUCGCUCACAUGAACAAGUACAGCCUGGAGGGGAAGAGUGACGCAAUCACGGCUGUGAAGUUGCUCAGCUGCUUUGACGAUCUGGUUGCCGUGGGAACAGCAUCAGGUCGAAGCACCUUGGUGAAGCACCUGUCUGUCUCUCUGCAGCUGAGGCGGUUCGACGUGGUGGGCCUCCACAGGGGUUCCAUCUCGUCUCUGUGCUGGAGCCCCAACGGCAUGAAGCUGUUCUCUGGAGACGAUAAGGGCCGAGUGGUGCUCUCCUCUCUGGACCUCCAGCAGGGCGUGUGUAAGCCGGUGCUGCUGCUGGAGGAGGCCUCGGCCGUGGUCCAGAUGCAGUACAGCCACCAGGUGCUGCUAGUCUCCACUCGGCACCGGUCUCUGCUCUACUGCACACAGAACCAGGAAGUCCAGCAGCUGGGCACCAAGCCCCGCAGGAGCAGCGGCCGGUUCGGUGCCUGCUUCCUGCCGGCGCUCUGUAAGCAGAGCGACCUUCAGGUGUUCGCUGCUCGCCCUGGACUCCGACUCUGGAGGUCUGACAUCAGAGGACAGGUGGAGGACACGCGGCAGCUCAAACCACUCUUCAACAGCCAGAUUCCUCAGUGUGAGUUGUUUCCUCGACCCGGUCCAAUGGGAGCGUACUGUCCAGAAGACAGACAGCUGGGUCUGCUCAGCUGCUUCCUCAGAGAUGGUUGGAUCCUCAGCUGGAACGAGUACAGCCUGUAUGUCCUGGACUGUCUGAACGAGGUGGUUGUCGGGGCGCUGGAGAGCAGUGGAGACAUCGUGUCAGUAUCGUGUUGUGACAACGAGAUCUUCAUCCUGAAAGGAGACCGAGAUGUCAUUCGUCUCUCCACCGGCCCCGAGGGACUCUCCUCCAGCUUGCUGGAGCUGUCUGUCCAUCAGCCAUCACAUUUGGCCACGCCCACCAUCCUCCCACCAACUGGAUCAGUGGAAACAGCUCAGCCAAUCAGAACCAUGGCUAUCAUCGUGGAGGUUGGGGGGAGGGAGCCGCCAGGCGGAGGACGGGAGGGGCCCAGCGCUGAGGGAGAGAAGGAGGAAGUGGAGGAGGCGGAGGAGCAGCUGGAGGUGAUGGAGACGCCCUUCUUCACUAGCAGCUCUCGCAGCCGCAGCAGCUCCGUCACGUCCUACGACAGUCUCCAUGGAAACAGCCCGCUGACCACUUCCUGUGAACUGAGCUGCAGGCGCUACAGCGCCCCCUUCGGCCAGGAGGGGCUGCAGCAGGAGCUGGUGGUGAAGGCCAUCCGGGUGAAGAAGAAGAGGAGACGCCAAGACGGCAGCAGUGGGAGACACCUCUCAGAGAGCAGCUGCUCAGAGUCCAUGUUCCAGGACGUCAGCUGUAGUGAUGGAGGAACUCCUCUGAGUGACAGAGCCUCCCUCUCUGGUCUGGACCUUCAGAAGCAGGACUCUCCGGAGCAAAUCCAGAACGCAGAGGCUGAAGCUUUAGACGGAAGUGUAAAGGAUGGAGAAGAGGAGGCGGAGUCUGGGUCCUCCCCCCCUCCCGGCUCUCUGCUCCUCCAUGGGAUGGGGGCCUCUGAUCCUGGUGCAGAGGCCGAGGUGGUCCAACUGACCCCAGAUGUGGAUCUUCUGCUGGAGUGCAGCUUCUCCUACAUGCACAACACUGAGGAGGGGCAGGAGCAGCAGCCAGUGGAGGAGCAGGAGGACGAGUUUGUGAGCCCUCUGAUUGGACCAGAGGAAGAAGAGGAGGAGGAUGAGGACCAGGUCCCCCCUGCUGGUCUGGCAGACCAGAUGUUCUACUCCACUAAGUCCAGUCUGGACAGAAAACCCAGUCUGUCCAGUGAUGAAGAUGGAGACAUCUACUGUCCCUCUCUGGGCCCUUCUGGCAGCCGAGGGGACAUCCAUCAGAUGGAGACCACCGACCGACAGGUGGACCAGGACCCUCAGGAAAGAGACACACUCAAACCUGACCAGUUGGCAGAAAGCUGGAUGGGUUACUCAGGACCAGGAUGUGGAAUCCUGAGCCUGCAGGUGACGGACAGGCAUGUGUGGUGUCUGGACUUUAAAGGAGGACUAUUCUGCAGCGGUCUACUUGAGACUGGGCUCAACUGGCAGCGCUUUGAAGACAACGUCCACCAGGUGGCGUUGUCACCCUCAGGUAACCUGCUGUGGAAGGUGGAGCAGAGGAGCAUGACGGCGUCUGCUUGUGCGAAGGUUUCGGUCAAAGGGAAGCGUCACUGGUACAAAGCUGUGGAGCAAACGGCCUUCGUGGCCCUGAGUGAAGACUCGGCCUGGAUCAUCAGGACCAACGGAGACCUCUACCUGCAGACAGGUCUGAGCGUGGACCGGCCCUGUGCCCGCUCCGUGAAGGUGGACUCUCCCUGUGUGUUCACCCAGGUGUGUGUCAGCGCAGGUGUGGUCUGGGCCCUGAGCGAACACAAAGCUUUAUUCUACAGAGAAGGACUGAACAGCUACUGCAGUGAAGGAGAAGGCUGGAAGUACGACACCGUCAGUGAGGCCCAGGGUCUGGAGCUGAUGUGUGUCGCUCUGGCAGAAGGCGGUACUGCGUGGGCGCUCGAUGCCGGCGGAAGCCUCUGGUUUAGGACCGGCAUCUGUUCCUCCAGACCGCAGGGCGACGACGACCACUGGUGGCAGAUCAGUAUCUCGGACUACGUGGUCUUCGACCAGGGCAGUCUGUUCCAGACGCUGCUGCACGCCACCCAGAGCGUUGCCACGGCGACCCGGGCGCCGGUGGAGCGCGUGGUGGCCUUCUUGUCGCAGCACUCGCAAUGCCAGCCGAGCCUGGUCAGCGCCAACAACAGUGGAGUUUGGGUCGCCUCGGGACGCAACCAGCUGCACCUGGCCCGGGGCAGUCUCGUGGGAACUUUCUGGCAGAACGUCGUUCCAAGAGGAACCGUGUCGGCCACCAAGUGGAGCGCCAUCACAUCGUCAGCUGUGCCUCACAGAGAAGGUACAUUCCUGUGGCUGGCUCAGAGCAGGAAGGACCUGUUCUGUGUUUGGGACCAGGAUGGAGAGCUCCGCCCCUCGUCUAUUAUUCUACCACUUGAGAUGGAGCUUACUCACCUGUCUGCCUGUCGUGAUGCUCUGUGGGGUUUGGACACUCAUGGCCGAGUCAGUAUCCGUACUCUGUCUCCGUCCUGUCCUUUCGGACUCCACUGGACCCCUCUGGACCUCAACCAGCUCGGAAGUGUUCGUUUGGUCAGCGUGAGCUGCGGCAGCCAGAACGUCUGGGCGGUGGACUCUCGAGGAACCGUCUACUUCAGGGUGGGAACGCAGCCCCUCAACCCCAGCAUGAUGCUGCCAGCCUGGAUCAACAUAGAGCCCCCUGUACAGCCAAUCGGAGUGCAGCUGGUCCGGGUACAGACAAGUCCCAAUGACCGGCUCCUGUGGGCGCUGGACAACAGAGGCAGUGUUCUGGUCCGGACCGGACUGAGUGAGGAGAUGCCUGUGGGGACGGCCUGGGAGCUGGUACCAGGUCUAACCGUCAGCCAGCUGGUCCUCAGCUCCAGGACUGUGUGGGCCCGCUGUGCUAACGGAGAUCUGGCUCGCCGCUAUGGGGUCAGUGACCGGAACCCAGCUGGGGACUACUGGAAGAAGAUCCCCGGACAGGCCACCGGGCUGACUGUGACCCCAGAGGACGAGUUGUGGGCGGUGACUCUGAUUGGUGGAUUAUCCCGUCGCCUGACAAAGCUCCUCCCACAAACUCCCUGCAGACCCGCCCCCUCGGGUUCCUCACUCAGCGGGGACGACGUGGAUGACGAAUGGGAGCUCAUCUGAUCCGUGAUGUCACUACUUCCUGUGACAUUUGGCUUCAUAAGAUUACUGACACACAAAGGGAACCCGGGUGGCUGCUGGGUAAUGCCUGAAGUGAGGCUGAAGUUUAUUGUAGUUCUAACAGGGAGCACUUUAAUAAGAAGGGACGGUCCACCGGAACUGGAUCGGUCCACUUUAGUCUGCUUGUUGUUUAACUCGUGACCCCCGGUUCAGUCCCUCAUUUAAACUGGUCUCAGCUUUUUUUGAUUAACUGUAGCGGACUCUAAUGGACCCUGGUGGACUAUAGCGAACUCUAAUGGACCCUGGUGGAGAAUGAUGGACUCUAAUGGACCCUGGUGGAGAAUGAUGGACUCUAAUGGACCCUGGUGGACUAUAGGGGGCUUUAAUUUACCCUGGUGGACUGUGUUGUACUCUAAUGGACCCUGGUGGACCAUUAAACUGCAUUAAGGUUUAGGUCUUAGGUCUGAACUGGAUCUGUAUUUAAUGUGUGCACAUCAUGAUGUCAUUAUCAUGAUGAUGUCAUCAGCAUGAUGUAGUUAUCAUGAUGUCAUUAUGAUGAUAAUGAUGUCAUGAAUCAUUAACUUAAUAAACAUGUUGAAACACA